Molecule: messenger RNA, 884 nt
Organism: Leptosomus discolor (cuckoo roller)
Lineage: Eukaryota; Metazoa; Chordata; Aves; Leptosomiformes; Leptosomidae
Source: RefSeq, a predicted model, not a curated record
GUCCUGGAAUCUUGACCCGAACUCUGCUCAAUGCAGGUGUUAGAGUGGUAGCUCUAGAAAAUAACUCAGCUUUUCUUCCGAACUUACAGUCCCUAGAGAAUAGCCUGGAUGGACAAUUAAAGGUAAUUUACGGUGACUUCUUCAGACUGGAUCCUUUGGCGGUCGGAACGGUGAAACCACCUGCUCUGUGUUCCGACAAACUUUUUGAAACCAUGGGUGUAGCAGCAGUUCCUUGGAGUGCAGAUGUACCUGUGAAAAUUUUUGGAAUCUUGCCGCAAAAAAACGAAAGGAGCACACUUUGGAGGCUUCUCUUUGCCCUGUAUGAAUGCAAUUCCAUAUACAGAUACGGAAGAGUAGAACUCAACAUCUUUAUGAGUGAAAAAGAGUACAAGGUAUUAACAGGAAAGCCUGGGGAUGCAAGGGCUUACCAAGCACUUACUGUACUUUGGCAAGUAGGAUGUGAAAUUCAGCUACUGCACAUGGAACCUUGGUCAUCAUUUGUAACUAAUUUGAAAAAUGGGGGACUGGCAGUGCCAAAAAGCAUGUGGCUGCCAAAUGACCAUUUAUGUCUGGUACGACUGACUCCUCACCAAAAUCUGUUUACAGGAAGCUUGAAGCCCACAAAUUCAGCUACCUUUAUUUUCAUGGUGAAACAGUCUUUUGCUAAACCCAAGUCUAGACUUAUUGAUAGAUUAAAUUCAUGGAGCUUGGACAAUAGUGGCAAAUUGCUGAGACAGCUAGAAAUACCAAAAAAUGCUGCAACCCGUAACUUAUACCCAGAAGACUAUAGGCGUCUUUUUGAGGCUUUGCAAAACUCUAAUAUGUUUACUGAAACUUGGUUCCAUGACAACGUCUUGGAAAGUAUAAGGAACAUAAACUUAUAA